Molecule: messenger RNA, 3075 nt
Organism: Glycine soja
Lineage: Eukaryota; Viridiplantae; Streptophyta; Magnoliopsida; Fabales; Fabaceae
Product: ELKS/Rab6-interacting/CAST family member 1-like
Exons: 13
Coding region: 146-2770 (874 amino acids)
Molecular function (GO): protein binding
Source: RefSeq, a predicted model, not a curated record
UGUUUGUUUUAUUUUUUUUUUGUGUGAGUGAGUGCGUGACUCUGACUCAUCAAAGUGAACACACUUACCAAUACAGUUCACAGUUCACAGUUCCCAGUAGUGGUGGAAGCGCGCGAAGAGGGGAAAUUCAGGUAAUUAGGGUUUGAUGGAAGAGGCGAAAGUGGAAACUCCGAUGACAACGUGGAGAGACAAUUGUUCGCAGAGUUUGAGCCCUAGAGCGCGCAUUGUCUCCGUUGCCUCCAACAUCGCUUCCCAGCCUCUUCACAACCCCGACCCUCAAGUUUGGGGCGUUCUCACUGCCGUCUCCUACAAUGCCCGCAAAAGGCACCAGGGAAUUAACAUUUUAUUAACUGCUAAUGAGCACUGCAUUGGUCGAUUGGUAGAGGAUGUGCGUUUCCAGAUUGAUUCAAAUUCCGUUAGUGCAAAUCAUUGCCGAAUAUACAGGAUGAAAGUUACUAAUGAAAAUAUGGAGAAUGCCACAUCAAUAUUCUUGAAAGAUGCAAGCACAAAUGGAACUUACCUUAACUGGGAGAGAUUGAAAAAGAAUGGCGCUGCUGUGAAAGUUUGCCAUGGCGAUAUUAUAUCAUUUGCUGCUCCUCCGCAGCAUGAUCUGGCAUUUGCUUUUGUAUUUCGAGAGGCGCUUGUGCCCAGCCUCAUGCCAGAUAAUGCAGUUGCUAAACGAAAAGCAGAGGAUUUUGUUUCCGAUAACAAGAGAUUGAAAGGUUUAGGCAUCGGUGCUCCUGAGGGUCCCAUAUCUCUAGAUGAUUUUCGAAGUCUUCAAAGAUCAAACAUGGAAUUGAGAAAGCAAUUGGAGAAUCAGGUGGUUACAGUUGAUACUUUGCGUAGUGACAACUGUGCAGCUGUUGAAUGCCAUGAAAGUGAAUUAAAAUCAGUCAAAGAGUCGGUUGCAAAAUGUUACCUUGAUCAAUUAAAAGCAUUACAGCAAAUGGUGGAUCUCAAACAUAAGGAAUUAGGGGAUCUCAACAGAGCGUCUGCUGCACAAAAACAUGCCAUGGAAGACCUUAAUGAAAGGCUUAGUGCUUCUACGCAGUCAUGUGCUGAAGCAAAUUCUAUAAUAAGUAGCCAAAAGGUAAAUAUAGCUGAACUGAAGGAACAAUUAGAUGAAGAGUGGACUCAACGAAAAGAAGAGCGAGAAAAGGCUGCAGGUGAUCUAAAAGCUGCUGUUCAUAGAGCCCAGUCUGAGGCUCAAGAGGAAUUAAAACGACUCUCAGAUGCUUCCUUAAGAAGAGAAAGAGAGCUACAAGAAACAAUAAAUAAGCUACAGGAGUCAGAGAGAGAAAUGUCUUUGCUGGUUGAAACCUUGAGGUCCAAACUGGAAGAUACCAGGCAAAAAUUGGUUGUAUCUGAUAAUAAGGUCCGUCAAUUGGAAGCCCAAGUACAUGAAGAGAAGCUUGCCAAUGAAAAUGAAAUGAAGAAAGUAGAACUUGAACAACAGGAAACAAGAAGAUUAAGGAAAGAGCUUGAGAGCGAAAAGCAGGCAGCUCGAGAAGAAGCUUGGGCUAAAGUUUCUGUUCUUGAGCUUGAGAUAAAUGCUGCAAUGCGAGAUCUUGAUUUUGAGAGGCGGAGGUUGAAAGGUGCCAGGGAAAGACUUAUGCUUCGGGAAACACAGCUUCGAGCAUUUUAUUCAACUACUGAAGAGAUACAAGUAUUGUUUGCUAAGCAACAGGAACAAUUGAAGUCUAUGCAGAGAACUCUAGAAGAUGAUGAAAAUUAUGAGAAUACUUUUGUAGACAUGGAUGGAAUCAUUGGUGGAACCUCUGGCAGAGAAAAAGAAGUUGAUGGAUACCAUAGCCAAAAUGGUGCCAAGGCAGGGUCAACUUCUUCUGCACAAAGGCUCAACGUAGUUCACGUUGAAACAUUGAGCAAUGAAGCAAGUGUCACUGAGAAGCAUGGCUGUGAUAUGAGAAGUGAAGAAUGUCAAAAUACGCAAGAGGCAAAAUUCACCAGUGCUGAUCAUGACCAUCGUGUUAGAGGUGGCUUUGGUUCUGAUAUUGAUGGUGUUGGCACGGCAACUAUGGUGGAGAGAGAUGCUGCUGUAGGCACUGAGCGAGUUCUUGAAACUGAAAGUCCUGUAAAUCAGGGUGAACAGAAUAUUGAUUUGAACAAGUGUUUAGAUGGGGACACAAUGCAAAUUGAUGAUGAUGAUGACCAUGUACAAGAAACGGAGGAGCAUGCUCAAAAACCUUCUCAUGAAGGCUUACAUCAUUCACAAUCAAAUAAUCCUUCAGACACUCAAAAGACCAUUGAGGAUACAGAAGCUGGAGGCACAAUCAGAACAGCAGAUCUUUUGACUUCGGAAGUGGCUGGUAGUCGGGCUUGCAGUACAGCCCCUUUCUUGCAUGGAGAAAAUGAAUCUCCAAGAAGCAAAGAUAAUAAUGAAGGUUCAGGAGCAUUGCAUGAUUCAAUUAUCGUAGUGGCUGUGGCUGAGAGUCAGAACACAACUUCUGAUGCUGCAGUUGCCAGACAGAAUGAACGACGAGUACUAAGUGAGAUGAUUGGCAUUGUUGCUCCCGAUUUGAGGGAGCAAUUUGAAGGUUCUGCAUAUGAUUGUGACCAAGAGAGAGAAAACCAUGGUGGUUCAUCUGACUCAGAUACUAAGAGUUGUAGCAACACUAGCAUUGAUAACAGAGCUGAUGCAAAGGGUGGAUCAAUAUCUGAUGAAGAAACUCAGCUUAGUGACCAUGAUGAGGAGGAUCAAAAGCAGGGUGAUGCCAUGGAUAACGAUGAUGAAGACACUGAAGAAGAUUGAUUUUUUUGCAUAGUUGUAGGUUGUACAAAGAUAUUUGGGUAUACAAGUUGUACAGAUUCCUGUAUUUUUGCAAUUACCCCCCCCCCCCCCCCCCUCCCCUCCCUUCCGGUCACUGUAAUUAUAUUUAAGGCAUUUUUUUGUAUUUAAUGUAGGGUUUUCCUGUCAUUUUGCUUCAUAAAAUGCAAAUAUGAUAGCAAGUUAUGAAAUGAUAGUUAGUAACAGGCUUCAAGUAAGUCCAUCUAGGGAACGUACAGAACCAUUAUGAUUGUCUUUCCAAGCAUGUUAAAGUAUCAGUUUGUUGAAUA